GCUUGGCUACUGCAAUGUGGGGAUUUUCAGGAAAUGGUGUCACCAUUUGUGAAGAUGAUAAUGAGUGUGGAAAUUUAACCCAGCCCUGUGGUGAAAAUGCUAACUGCACUAACACAGAGGGAAGCUAUUAUUGUAUGUGUGCCUCUGGGUUUAGAUCCAGCAGUUACCAAGACAGGUUUAUCACUAAUGAUGGAACCAUCUGCAUAGAUAUAGAUGAAUGCAGUGAAUCAGUUGUCUGUGGUGAACAUGCGGUAUGUGAGAAUGUAAAUGGUGGGUAUAACUGCUUCUGCAAGGAAGGUUAUCAGACAUCCACAGGAAAGUCGCAGUUCACACCAAGUGAUGGCUCUUACUGCCAAGAAAAUGUGAAUGCAAAUUGCCAUUUAGAUAAUGCCUGUAUUGCUACAAAUGUUAACAAAACUUUGAAAAAAAUGGGACCCAAAGAAAACCCCGUGGCUUUUUUACAAGAAAUCUAUAGAAAUUCUGUGACAGAGCUUUCACUGAUGGAUGUAAUUACAUAUAUAGAAAUAUUAGCCAAAUCAUUUCCAUUGCAAGAUGAUAUAAAUAACACUAUCUCAGCCAAGGACACCCUUUCUAAUUCAACUCUUACUGAAUUUGUAAAAACCAUGAAUAAUUUUGUUCAAAAGAAUACAUUCGUAAUUUGGGACAAAUUACCUAUGAAUCAUAGAAGAACUCAUCUUACAAAACUCCUGUAUACUGCUGAACAAGCUACAUUAAGAAUUUCUCAGAACUUCCAAAAGACCACUCAGUUUGAUACAAAUUCGACUGAUGUCGCUCUCAAAGUUUUCAUGUUUGAUUCAUACCACAUGAAACAUAUUCAUCCCCAUAUGAAUGUGGAUGGAGGCUAUAUAAAAAUAUUUCCAAAGAGAAAAGCUGCAUAUGAUUCAGAUGGCAAUGUUGCAGUUGCAUUUUUAUAUUAUAAGAGCAUUGGCCCAUUGCUUUCCUCAUCUGACAACUUCUUACUGGAACCUCAAAAUUAUGAUAAUUCUGAAGAGGAGGAAAAAGUCAUCUCUCCAGUAAUUUCUGUCACAAUUAGCUCAAACCCAUCCACAUUGUAUGAACUUGAAAAAAUAACAUUUACAUUAAGUCAUACUAAGAUCGCAGACAAGUUUAGGACUCAAUGUGCAUUUUGGAAUUACUCACCUGAUACCAUGAAUGGUAGCUGGUCUCCAGAGGGCUGCGAGCUGACUUAUACAAAUGCGACCCACACUUCUUGUCGCUGUAAUCACCUGACACAUUUUGCAAUUUUGAUGUCGUCUGGUGCUUCAAUUGGUAUUAAAGAUUAUACUAUCCUUACAAGGAUCACUCAACUAGGAAUAAUUAUCUCACUGAUUUGUCUUGCCAUAUGCAUUUUUACCUUCUGGUUCUUCAGUGAAAUUCAGAGCACCAGGACAACAAUUCACAAAAAUCUCUGCUGUAGCCUUUUCCUGGCUGAACUUGUUUUUCUUGUUGGGAUCAAUAUAAACACUAAUAAGCUCUUCUGUUCAAUCAUUGCUGGGUUGCUCCACUACUUCUUUUUAGCUGCCUUUGCAUGGAUGUGCAUUGAAGGCAUCCACCUCUAUCUCAUUGUUGUGGGAGUCAUCUACAACAAGGGAUUUUUGCACAAGAAUUUUUAUAUCUUUGGCUAUCUCAGCCCAGCUGUGGUAGUUGGAUUUUCAGCAGCAUUAGGAUACAGAUACUAUGGCACCACCAAAGUAUGCUGGCUUAGCACAGAAAACAACUUCAUUUGGAGUUUUAUAGGACCAGCGUGUUUAAUCAUUCUUGUUAAUCUCUUGGCUUUUGGAUUUAUCAUAUACAAAGUUUUUCGUCACACUGCUGGGUUGAAACCAGAAGUUAGUUGCUAUGAGAACAUAAGGUCUUGUGCAAGAGGAGCCCUUGCUCUCCUGUUCCUUCUUGGCACCACCUGGAUCUUUGGGGUUCUCCAUGUGGUGCAUGCAUCUGUGGUGACAGCUUACCUCUUCACUGUCAGUAAUGCCUUCCAAGGCAUGUUCAUUUUCUUAUUCCUCUGUGUUUUAUCCAGAAAGAUCCAAGAAGAAUAUUAUAGAUUGUUCAAAAAUGUCCCUUGUUGUUUUGGAUGUUUAAGGUAAAGAUAGAGAAUUAUGGAUAAUUAUAACUGCAAAGAAAUUAAAAAUACAAGCUGUGGAUGACUGAUGUAUAAAAAUCACUCAAUCUUAUUAUGCAGUUAUUAAUUACUAUUUUAAAUCUGUUUUUCAGUUUAUAGAUUAAGAACUGAGGAUAAUUAGGUAAAAUUAUGUGUUCAUGUAGAUAUAGUAUAUUUUCCUACCUGACAUAGUUAUGUGAAAAAUAGUACUGCAGAUAUUUGGAAAGUAAUUGGUUUCUCAGGAGUGAUAUCACUGCCCCAAGGAAAGAUUUUCUUUCUACCACAAGAAAUAUAUGAAAGUCCUAAAGUAAACCACCGACUUGAUAUUUUUGUGACUCAUGUGUCCUUUGAAAUGGGUCCCUAUCACCUUGGUAAUGAGUUCCAAAACCAAAAAUGGAACAUGAGAGAAUGAAGGGGCAGAAUAUCAAACAGUAAAAAGAAAAUGGCUACUAUAACAAUGAGAUGUACUUUGAAUAAACUUGUUUUCUAUAAACUACAUGAGAAGUUUUUGAAAUAAGAUGAAGAAUUGAAUACACAUAUCUUACCAUUUUGUAAAUUGUUCUGAGCUUAAAUUUCUACUGAAACCAUAUAGACCUCUAUU
Castor canadensis (American beaver) is the source of this 2720-nucleotide messenger RNA. RefSeq names its product adhesion G protein-coupled receptor L4 (gene Adgrl4). Gene Ontology annotation, biological process: cell surface receptor signaling pathway; adenylate cyclase-activating G protein-coupled receptor signaling pathway. Gene Ontology annotation, molecular function: calcium ion binding; G protein-coupled receptor activity. Gene Ontology annotation, cellular component: plasma membrane. The record is from RefSeq and is a predicted model, not a curated record. NCBI's taxonomy places the organism in Eukaryota, Metazoa, Chordata, Mammalia, Rodentia, Castoridae.